UGUACGAAGGGUGAUAAAGAACUUCUUGAGAAAUGUAUAUCUGAAACAGACAAAAUGCUAUGGAUCCUCGAUUACAAAGAACAACAUAUGACAACUACCGUAGAUUUUACGGUCAAAUUAUCGUCAGAAAGUCUAAAAGAUUCUUUAGAAGAAGGACUUGAAAAACGAUUCAUGAUGAGCUCGCUCAUCGGAACGUCUAACAUGGUGUGUUUUGAUAGCGAAGGUCGUAUUCGAAAAUAUGAUUCUCCCGAAGAAAUUCUAAAGGAAUUUUACACACAGCCUCGAUUACUAUUAUAA
Messenger RNA from Funneliformis geosporum, 297 nucleotides. NCBI's taxonomy places the organism in Eukaryota, Fungi, Glomeromycota, Glomeromycetes, Glomerales, Glomeraceae. The record is from the annotation of a GenBank genome assembly.